GGGCGGGGCGCGGCUGGCUGUGCGAGGAAUCCAUUAUACGUCAGCGGGAGCUGCGCGGGGAACGUUGGCUUCCGGUUUCUUUCGAGGAAAAUGGGUGUUGACGAGCCAGAAGAUGCCGAUAAUCUUACCCUAGUUUUUUGACAUUGGCCUGACAGCGAGACCUGAGCACUCGGUGGGAGGGAAAGAGGAGGAGGAUGCAUUAAGUGAAUCCUCCUCCUUGAUCCUUGGCGUGGAGCGUAGACGGGAUCAGUCUCGGAGGUCUGCCCCCGUUGCGACUUUUGCAGAUGAUCGUAUGGGUGUUUGAUUCGCGAGCUUGGACCGUACAGAGAAUGUCGAUCUAUUAUGCAUUAUCUUGGCUAAGCUGGGAUGCACGUCUGGGGCGUGAAAUCAAUUUUGAGGAUGGCUUGUAGUUAGCGCCUGUGCGGCUUAGAUAAUGUAGGAGCAGUCCCCUUCUGCAGAGAUGGAGAGUCGUGGGAUUUUUGUACGUCCUACGAAGACAAGCAAUGCUGCUGGCUCAGGCAACCGACAGCUGAAGCCCGAGGUCCGUGCUGAGCAGACUGAUGAUGAUGAACUCUCGAAGGAAUCUGGGUUGGCAAAAUUGGAGACCACCUUAGCCAGGUUGAAGCAGAAAGUUCAAAGCAAUCGUAGCGCGGUUGUGGUGGAAAAGAUGGAAAGCAACAGAGCCAAGUUGUCGCAGUAUACAGGAUGCCUCAAUGAUUGCACCAAAAGAUGGGAGGAUAAAGUUUUCUCGCUGGAAUCUUUUUUCAAACACCAGAGAGUGGUGAUGCCCUCGGAAGGAGCUGAAGGGAAAGAUGAUGGAUUUUCUGCUGCAGUACCAAUUAUGUUUAGUAAUAAUCCAGCAAAGCAGACACUAAGGACGAUCAAACUCACCCCUCAGCAGAACGUACCCCCCUAUACCACGUGGAUAUAUCUAGACAGAAAUCAACGCAUGACUGAGGACCAAUCUGUUCAAGGACGCAGGCGGAUAUACUAUGACCCAGUUGGGAACGAAACAUUAAUUGCUAGUGAUAGUGAGGAGGAAGAAAUCGAGGAAGAGGAGCCCAAACAUGAAUUCAGUAAGGGUGAAGAUUUUCUCAUAUGGAUGACUGUCCAAGAGUGUGGAGUUGAUCAGAACGUUUUUGAACAUAUUGCGCAAUCUAUCGAUGUGAGCCGCGAAGAGGUUCAGGCAAGAUACGAAACGAUUGCUAACGAUCUGGACAAACAAGCAAAAUGUGAAGCUCAUGGGAAGGGCAUUCACACUAAAGUAAUUAUCUCUCCUUCUGGUAGACGCAAGGUUACUAGAGACCAAGGACGUUUUGCAUUCAAGGAGGCUCCAAGUGGAUUGGAGGCAGAUUUUUCUCAUAAACAUGCUGGAAAGACGGAUGAGAGAGAAGAGAAGGUUGAAGCUAAAGAUUUAGUUGCAGCUAUGGACUCCUUUGAUAAUCUUUUCUGCCGUCGCUGCUUGGUUUUUGAUUGCCGUUUGCACGGCUGCUCUCAGCCACUUGUCCAUCCUAGUGAAAGGCAGCCUCCUCUGACUAGUAUAGAAACAGAGAAGUCUGAGCCAUGCGGACGUUUUUGCUAUAUGCUGGUACAAAAGCCUCCACCUUCUCAAGCUCGAUCGCCUGUGUCGAGCGGUUUUUGUUCUUCACCUCUAAAUGUGGGCGAAACGUCCUUCACAAUAGAAGGUGUCGAAAAAGGAAAAAUUGCUAAAAGACAGAAGCUUCAAGAUGGGGAGGCAUACUGGUCCGUAGACAAGCAAAUUCAGGGUGAGAUUGUUUUCACAGCCGAUAUAUCUACUACAAAGGACCUCACGGGAAGUGGUAGUCAGGAUCUGCUUGAUACGUUGAUUGUCGAAUCAGGUAAAGGAUCCGCUUUAAGUGAUCCAGCCGAUGCUCUUGAGUCUCCAAAAAGAACUUCGAAGGUCGUGGUGACAGUAAACUCUGCCAAGAAACUAGCGAGGAGUUUAUCAAGAAAGGGGGCAGAAGAGUGGGGCUUGGGUGGUAAUCAAGCUCCAUCUCUUCAGACACAGAAGAGUUUGAAUGCUGCUGAUCAAACUCAUGUGAAGUUUUCCCCAGGAUUCGGGGCGGAAGCUGGAGAACUCAUCACAAAACUUGGAAAAAGGACGGGAAAGACAACCGAAGUUUCUGUAGAAUAUCAAGAAGUAGAGAUGGCGUUCUCAAUGGAAGAUGAUACUACCAUUUUAUAUGAGAAGAAAAGCUCUCAAAAAGCACUCUCCAAAGUCACCGUAUUGAGGAAAGGAGAAGAGUUUGUCGUAGUUAGUCGGCAGUCCCAAACAUCACAUUCAAAGGGGAAAUCUUUAGAGGUAAAUCAAAGCGGAGGGGAAGUGCCGAAAGAUGGCACUGAGAUCAAAGAGAAGAUGUCUGGGAAAGUGUCUGGAAAGACUUCAGUAGAAAGAAGCGGAGGUGCUUUUGAAACUCAAGAGCUUCAGAUAUCAAUGCCAUCAACUGACUCGAAACGUAAGGGAGAAGAAAGUACCAAGGAGGAGAAAUCUCGGGAGACAUUCAUAUCAGCUAAGAAGCUUGCACGGAAAGCAAGAAAGUCGCUAGAAAAACCCGGGGAUGUUCUGGAAUUAGACAAUUUUCAAAGUCAAGCAGUACCAUGCGCAGGGAGUCCCCAAGAUUCAAAACCACAAAAAGAGGAGAGAACAAGGAAUACAGCUGCUAAAAAGCUUGCACGGAGUUCUAGAAAUAGCAUUGCACAAAAAAUUUCUGACCACCUUCAAACGCAGAUAGACCCCAAAAGUAAAGGCGUCGAUGAUUUGGAGCCAUCAAAGGAGGGAUGCAACAGUACAGGUAUCCACAUUUUAGAUACAUCUCAGGUUGCAAAUGAAUGGAAGGAUUUUCUGAAUAGCGGUGAUGGGGCGAGUGUGGUUGAGGGAAGCAAAUCUCAUGGAAAACGAUUAAAGCCUAUGGAUGGCGAUGGACCUAGAAAGGACGUAGAUCGUUCGAAGGAUCCUGUGAUUGUGGAACCUCUGUCAAUGAUUUACCCUACCGAAGGAGCACUUGUGGACAGUCCCGCGACCGCAAAAGUGUGUUCAGCUGACAAAUGGACUCCGCUUGAAAAGGGAUUGUAUGAAAAGGGUUUGCAGAUUUUUGGAAGAAACAGCUGUUUGAUCGCGAAGAAUAUGCUUAAAGGAUGCAAGACCUGUGUCGAGGUUGCUGAGUACAUCACUGCACAGGAAACAGCUGCUUUGAGGGGUGUCGAAGCUGGACUCCAUCAGUUUGCUGAUAGUCUAGCUUGUGUCACUAAUUGGGAUAAUGAGAUUAAACGAGCACGAGCAAAGUUUUUUGGAAAGAAGAAAGGCAGUCGCAGAUUGAAGUUCACUCUCAAAUCAGCUGGCCAGUCGGCUAUUCGAAAGAGGAUGAAUAACGGCAAGGAUAUGCCUUGUCGUCAAUUUACACCCUGUGGUUGCCUCUUUAGUUGUGGAAAGCAAUGUCCUUGCCAACUUAAUGGAACUUGCUGCGAAAAAUAUUGCGGGUGUGCAAAGGGUUGCAAAAAUCGUUUUCGAGGAUGCCAUUGCGCAAAGAGUCAGUGUUGCAGUAGACAAUGCCCGUGUUUUGCUGCUGGCCGAGAAUGUGAUCCCGACGUUUGCCGCAAUUGUUGGAUUGGGUGUGGGGCUGGACAUGUGGCUCCUCCACUAAGAGAGGACAAGGAACAAUACACUUGUCAUAAUAUGAAGCUUCUGUUAAAGCAGCAACAAAGGGUGCUUCUGAGCAGAUCAGAUGUAGCUGGGUGGGGUGCGUUUUUGAAAAGUACGGUAAACAAACAUGACUAUCUUGGUGAAUACACGGGAGAGCUUAUAUCACAUCGUGAGGCGGACAAACGUGGAAAAAUUUACGACCGUGAGAAUUCUUCGUUUCUCUUUAACCUGAAUGAUCAGUAUGUCCUUGAUGCGUGCCGGAAGGGAGACAAGUUGAAGUUUGCCAAUCAUUCACCCAAUCCUAAUUGCUACGCGAAGGUCAUAAUGGUGGCGGGUGAUCAUAGGGUAGGCAUAUUCGCGAAAGAGCGAAUAAAUGCCGGAGAAGAGCUGUUUUAUGACUACCGCUACGAGGCCGAUAGAGCCCCGUCGUGGGCAAAGAAAGGUGAAGAUGCUGGUAAUGGAAAAAAAGAUGACUCAGGACCUAGUUCUGGAAGAGGAGCGAAACAAGCUUCCUGAUAUCUGUACUUGUGUACUCUAACAAAGUACAUUCUAGGUAAGAAGAUGAGACUGAAGUUACUCAAAGCUUCCAUCACCGAAGCUUGUUGGCUUAUCAAUAAAAUCAAAAGUGAUCAUGUC
This is a messenger RNA of Marchantia polymorpha subsp. ruderalis, 4297 nucleotides long. NCBI's taxonomy places the organism in Eukaryota, Viridiplantae, Streptophyta, Marchantiopsida, Marchantiales, Marchantiaceae. The record is from the annotation of a GenBank genome assembly.